AUGCGAUUUGCUGUCGAAGCAGCAAGAAAAGUGGUUGCACGCAUGCGUGCAGCCAAAAAGAGUUCUUCUCUUGCUAUAGCAGCAGUCGAUGCUUCGCCUGCUAAUGAGAUUCAGCAACAUGCGGUGCCUUCUGCGAAAAGUCCACGUGGUGAGUCACCACGUGCUACAGAUUCAUCCGCUGCGUCUGCAGCGGGUGUUACGAUUCGCAAUUUAGAUGAGCCUGAAAUAGAUCUCAUCUAUUCUGGCGAGUCGGAUAAUGUAUCCGACUCGAAGGCGACACCUCACGCCUCCGGAUCAUCUGGGGAGGACACUGCAAGAGCCAGGUUGACUGUCUCCGGGGAACGUGGCGGCAUCAUGUCCGAAAUCUUAGGACCGAGCUAUUCUUCUGACGAAUCCUUGCCUCACGCAAGUCCAUACGACGAUAGGACGCGUGGUGAUGGUGGUGAUGCCCCUAUGCAUCACCACUAG
Peronospora matthiolae is the source of this 468-nucleotide messenger RNA. NCBI's taxonomy places the organism in Eukaryota, Oomycota, Peronosporomycetes, Peronosporales, Peronosporaceae. The record is from the annotation of a GenBank genome assembly.